Molecule: messenger RNA, 2185 nt
Organism: Xenia sp. Carnegie-2017
Lineage: Eukaryota; Metazoa; Cnidaria; Anthozoa; Malacalcyonacea; Xeniidae
Product: ralBP1-associated Eps domain-containing protein 1-like
Exons: 9
Coding region: 1-1320 (439 amino acids)
Source: RefSeq, a predicted model, not a curated record
AUGUUGCCGAGCAAAGCACGAAUCAACACAUUUCCCCUGUCACCAACCGUUGACCCUGCUGUACAACACGUACAACAGUCUGGCAAUGUAACACAAAACUUGGUGCAACAAGGACAAAUUGUCACGCAACAAGAUCAAACUGCUCAGAAAGAAUCACCACAAGCCGUACAACCAAAGCAACCAAUAACACAACAAAGUCACGGACAACUUCAGCGAACUAAAUCUGAUUCGAAUUCCGCCGAUGAGAACUCGACCCCACACCGCAAGAUAUCAUUGGGAAUACCAAGGGUAAGAGGACAACCCAGGCAGAAAAGCCUUUUAGACACUCCCCAUUGGGCUAUUCUUCCUCCUCCGAGUAAAUUUACCACAGAUACCCCGGAGGAGGUGGUGAGAAGUGGACAGUUUGUACCUACCGGAACUAUUAUUACCGCUGAAACCAGUGAUCGCAGUGAACGAGCUGGACUCGAAAGAACUGCUCCAACGACUCGUGGAUAUUCUGAUUCUGACUCCAGUUCUAGUGAAAACGAUCAACCUAAAGAUAUUAGAGGCAGGGAUCAGUCACGUGACAUCGACUCUGUAUCUUCGUCGUCCAGUCACAGCAGUAGUAAUGCACUACGAGCAAGUCGGGAAUCUGUUGAUGGUGAAAAUAGACUCACCGUAGUUGCCCCUGUUCCACCCCCGAGAAGAAAACCUGCUCACUCAAGAUCUUCUUCUCUCGAUCUACAAAAGUUAUUUAACAAAGGUGGAAACUCGUUGUCUUUGCAGAAGUACGGAGAUCAUGGCAAAGACACCUCUCAAGGUAAUCAAGAAAACUUCGCUAAUUUUGAAGAUUUCAAUAAUAAAGUGGAAAACUUGACUCGUGCAAGUGAAAACCCACCAAGAUUUGGUCAUCGACGAUCUGCUUCACUUGAUAGUACACAUUCAGCUUCAGUCGAACAACCUUCACAACCGACAACCACCGAGGACGUGAAAGUCGAAGAUGUAUCAAACAUUAAUUCUCGAUUUCAUUCUCCUGGGUCAGUACCAAGACCUGUACCAAGAAAGAAGGCUGGUGGUCCUCCACCUCCAUUGAAUAGACAGGAUAACAGUUCUGAUUCCAUACCGGAGAAAGAAAAAAAAAUCUCAAAAGAGCCAAUUCAUUUUGUUGUAAGACCAGUCACCAGACUUGAACAACUUCAUGCAAAAAUCCGAGAUUUAAAAUCAAAGAACACGAGAUUGUCAAAAAUAAAUAACGACCUUCAACAGGAAGUGAAAGAGAUGAUGGAAGCAAGAGUAAGUCUUGAAAGCUCUCUCGAACAAUUAAAGCCUUUUCCAAAGUAGUUUGAAGAUUUUGCGAAUAAGAAAUGAUCGACGAAUAGAUCCGCGAUAGUUUCAUAAAAAGAACAGCCUUCUAAAAUGAGCUUUACACCAAGUGCAUAUUGUAGAUAUGAUGAACUGUUGCGUGUUGCGAAAUAUGGCAAGCAAAGUUCUAGAUUUCGUCGAAAACCAAUAUUCUUGGCUUACGACGAAGACAAUUGUUACAGUGUAACCUAUAUAUAUAUACAACUAAGAGAAUUUGCAAAACACUUACGUUGGUUUUAUUCCGAUGUCUGUGUUAGUUAGAGAUGUCUCUUACAUAAAACGCAAUAAACGAGUGUGUAAUUGGAUUUCAAGUAAUUAUUUACAUUUUAGAAGCGUCUCUGUGGAAGUUUUGUUUUGUUACAUGGUUAUGUCAAUAUUCCUAUUUUUAAAAAAAGUCUUUUCUUUGCAAGGCAUAUUUGUUCUUGCGAACAAAAAGUAGUGUUCAUUGGGCGCCAAAAAUGUGACAAAAAAUCGACUCGUUGUUUUCAGUUAUAUUUCUGUUCGCUCGCGAACACCGAGAAAGAAAAUUGAUCGUUUUUUAUGUACAGUUCUUUCGCGCUGGUUUAAUUUUACAGACUUCUGUUCAGUUGUCUUUGAUAUGUCCAACAUGUUGUGUGUCUUUCGCAUUGAAAUGAUUUAUUUCGCUAUCGCUUGCAAUACGUUAUUUUGUACUUAUCUAUAAAUGCAGGAAAUUUUUUCAUAAAUAAAGUUAUAGGCAACCUAUAAUUUUGUCUUAGAUAAAGUAAAGGGAGCCUGUCACCGUAAACUUAUUUAUUUUAGUUGAAAAUACGAAUAGUAUAGGAAUUUGUAUAUAUACACAAGAAUAAAUAAGUGAAAUUUGUAA